This is a messenger RNA of Cladophialophora psammophila CBS 110553, 1788 nucleotides long. Its product is annotated as acid phosphatase. Bases 1 to 1788 code for a protein of 595 amino acids. Lineage: Eukaryota; Fungi; Ascomycota; Eurotiomycetes; Chaetothyriales; Herpotrichiellaceae. The record is from RefSeq and is a predicted model, not a curated record. Gene Ontology annotation, biological process: dephosphorylation. The transcript has 3 exons. Gene Ontology annotation, molecular function: phosphatase activity.
AUGACCUCGAUCCAGUUCCGCCCACCAUAUACCCAGGAAGAGCUCGACAAACUCUACCCCAAAGACCUGGAAUUGCGGCUUGUCCAAGUCCUCCUGCGCCAUGGGGAACGCGCUCCCGUCUCAGCCCGAUUUGGAAAUGCAGGCUUGCCAGCAUACUGGCCCUAUUGUAAUGCGGCGCAGCGACUGCGCUCCGUCGCCAUGACCCCGCAAGACAUAUCAGAGUGGAACUCUCUACAAUGGAGGAGGAGACUCGAGAGGUUUGGCGAAGACGAUGGGCCAGUCAUUGCGGCUGGACCCAAGGGAGAGGUUGAUGGGGUCUGUCAACUGGGCGAACUCACCGACCCAGGCCGGCAAACGACCUACACCCUAGGCACGCGCCUGCGCACCCUCUACGUCGACCAACUCCGCUUCAUGCCCUCCCUCAUCGCCAAUGCCGACCUGAUCUACCUCCGCUCCACCCCUCUGCCCCGCGCAUUGGAAUCCGUACAACAGACGUUCUGGGGCAUGUAUCCCCUGACAUCCCGCACGGCCGCAUUCCCAGCGCCGACCAUCGUCACACGCACGCCCGCGGACGAAACCCUCUUUCCCAACGACGGGAAUUGCCGACGGUUUGCGCAGUUGAGCAGAGCAUUCGCCCAGCGCACGGCGGACAAAUGGAACGACUCGGACGACAUGAAGUAUCUGACGAAGCUGAUAGGGAAGUGGAUGCCUGAGAAUAGUGACAAGAAGAUUGCCGUGGAUUCACACCCGCGUCUCUCGGGGAUAAUGGACACCAUCAACGCAACCCUCGCUCACGGUCCUGAAACCCGUCUCCCCAGGGAGUUCUAUGACGCCCGCGCCCGCGAAAUCAUCGAUCGAAUCGGCGUGGAGGAGUGGUUUUCAGGGUAUAACGAGAACCGCGAGUAUCGCAUGUUAGGCAUAGGGAGUCUAAUUGGCGACAUCGUCGAGCGGAUGACCUCGAAGAUUGAGGGGGCGGGCCUCUCCAUAAACGAGAUCGGAGGGGAGAAUGGACGACUAGGCAUGGGUCGAGGUGGGGAGACGGGGAUACGGUUUGCGUUGAGCGGUUGCCAUGAUACCACGCUGGCAGGCGUGUUGACAAGUCUGGGUGCGUUUGGCGGAGAGAAGUGGCCGCCUUAUACGAGCCACAUCGCCUUUGAGCUGUUUAGGGAGAAACACGACCAUGGGGAUGCAGCAAAGGGACAAACGUCUGAUGCAGAUUUCCUGACGCCGACGACGCCGGCAAGUCCGGAGCCCAAGAAUCAGUCACGACAAGGUGAGCAGGCCGCCGCGAAACCGGGGUUCUUCACCUCCUUUCUGGGUCUGCGAUCUCCAUUCUCGACUAGCGAUUCAACCUUCACCGGCUCGAGAGACGCCUCAUCAGCCUCCUCCGCGACCUCGUCGUCAAGUCCGCUCUCCACGCCCUCCGUCUCGCGCUCCUCCAGCAUAUCCCCUUCCAUCCCGCCCAAGGAUUUGAUAGCGCGGACUCCGCACUCGGAACUCUCCGAGGCCCAAAAGCGCCGGUUGGACGGCUACUACGUGCGGAUCCGGUACAACGACCGAGUGAUGAAGAUCCCCGCCUGCGCGAAGCCAGAGAACAACUACAAGGGCGACGAGUCGCUGUGCACGUUCGAGGCCUUCAAGCGCGUCGCGGACGGCUUCGUCCCCAAGAACUGGAAGGUCCAGUGUGGCCAAAAUCUCGACGAGGGCGGCAAGGCCGGCAGCUUGUUGACCGCGCCUGGACUCGAUCUCCCCGCUGAGUGGGCGGGGCAGAUCGAGGAAGGUUCGUGA